Sardina pilchardus (European sardine) is the source of this 5202-nucleotide messenger RNA. RefSeq names its product potassium sodium-activated channel subfamily T member 2b (gene kcnt2b). Gene Ontology annotation, molecular function: outward rectifier potassium channel activity; intracellular sodium-activated potassium channel activity. Lineage: Eukaryota; Metazoa; Chordata; Actinopteri; Clupeiformes; Clupeidae. Gene Ontology annotation, cellular component: plasma membrane. Gene Ontology annotation, biological process: potassium ion transmembrane transport. The record is from RefSeq and is a predicted model, not a curated record.
AUGGUGGAGCUCGAAAAAGAGGUUCUGCCGCUACCUCCACGGUACCGGUUCCGAGACCUGUUGCUGGGAGACUGGCAAGCGGACGACAGAGUCCAAGUAGAGUUCUAUGUGAACGAGAACACUUUCAAGGAGCGUCUCAAGCUGUUCUUCAUCAAAAACCAAAGAUCCAGUUUAAGGGUCCGGCUCUUCAACUUCUUCCUCAAGGUGCUGAGCUGCCUGCUGUACAUCCUGCGAGUCCUACUGGACGACCCGCGGGAGGAGACGGAGGAACGGUCUCUCAUCAUCUGGGUGAACAGACCCCUGCCCCUCUGGGCUCUGCAGGUGCUGGUGGCCUUCAUCAGUUUCUCAGAGACCAUGUUGCUGGUGUAUCUCAGCUACAAGGGAAACCUUUGGGAACAAGUGUUGCGCAUCCCUUUCAUUCUGGAAAUGAUAAGCGCCGUGCCCUUUGUAAUCACUGUGAUUCUGCCCUCCCUCAGAAACCUGUUUAUCCCGGUGUUUCUGAACUGCUGGCUGGCCAAGCACGCCCUGGAGAACAUGAUCAACGACCUGCACCGAGCCAUCCAGCGCACACACUCGGCCAUGUUCAACCAGGUCCUCAUCCUCAUCUCCACGCUGGUGUGUCUCAUGUUUACCUGUAUCUGUGGUAUUCAGCACCUGGAGCGUGCGGGGAACAACCUGACGCUGUUCGACUCGCUCUACUUCUGCGUGGUCACCUUCUCCACCGUGGGCUUCGGCGACGUCACGCCACAGAUCUGGCCCUCGCAGCUGCUGGUGGUCAUCAUGAUCUGCGUGGCCCUCAUCGUCCUGCCCAUACAGUUUGAGCAGUUGGCCUUCCUGUGGAUGGAGCGGCAGAAGUCGGGGGGGAACUACAGCCGCUACCGCGCGCAGACGGAGAAGCAUGUGGUGCUCUGUGUCAGCUGCCUGAAGAUAGACCUCCUCAUGGACUUCCUCAACGAGUUCUUCGCCCACCCCAGACUGCAGGACUACUACGUGGUGAUCCUGUGUCCAGCUGAGAUGGACGUGCAGGUGCGGCGGGUGCUGCACAUCCCCCUGUGGGCCCAGCGGGUCAUCUACCUCCAGGGCUCCGCCCUCAAGGACCAGGACCUGAUGAGGGCCAAGAUGGACGACGCAGAGGCCUGUUUCAUUCUCAGCAACCGAUUUGAAGUGGAUCGCUUCGCUGCCGACCACCAGACCAUCCUCAGGGCCUGGGCGGUGAAGGACUUCGCCCCAAACUGCCCUCUGUACGUGCAGAUCCUCAAACCAGAGAACAAGUUCCAUGUGAAGUUUGCAGACCAUGUGGUGUGUGAAGAGGAGUUUAAGUACGCCAUGCUGGCUCUCAACUGCGUCUGUCCGGCCACCUCCACCCUGAUCACCUUACUGAUUCAUUCGUCAAGAGGACAGACAGCACCUUCAGAGGCCUUCAGGCAGCGAAGCGGAGCCUUCCAGCCCCUCUCCAGGGAGGGCGGGGCCAGCUCAGUGGACCAAUGGCAGCGGACAUACCGGCGGUGCUCUGCCAAUGAGGUGCACCACAUUCAACUGGAGGAGAGCAAGUUUUUUGGGGAGUACCAGGGGAAGAGCUUCACCUUUGCCUCAUUUCAUGCACACAAGAAGUAUGGCGUGUGUCUGAUCGGGGUGCGCCGGCUGGACACCUCUAACAUCCUGCUGAACCCGGGGCCCUGUCACAUCAUGUCCGCCUCAGACACCUGCUUCUACAUCAACAUCUCCAAAGAGGAGAACUCGGCCUUCGUCAGGGACCACCGGGAGCCCAUGCGGGGGCCGGGCGUCGACCCCAGAGGCGUCCCGCCGACCAUCUACCACGGCCUCACGCGCCUGCCCGUCCACAGCAUCAUCGCCAGCAUGGGUACGGUGGCCAUCGACCUGCACGACGACUCCUGCGACAGCAGCCCUGAGGGCCAGGGCACGGGGGGCAUGGCGCUGGGUGGCGGCCCGGGCAUACGGACCGGGGGCAGGUCGGAGUCGGUGGGCGCCAACACCCUGGCGCUGCCCGCCAUGGGGGAGUCGGCGGAGGAGCGAAGGCACAGCAUCGCACCCGUGCUGGAGCUGGUGGACGGCGUGGGCAGUGCCACCUUCGACCUGCUGGGGGACCAGUCGGAGGAUGAGGGCGGAGAGGAGGGCAAGGAGGAGAGCGACCGCGACCAGAAGGUUCCGUGGUGGGGUGGACACGUCGAGUGCGCUCAUUACUGUGGCAGGUGGGUGAAGGGGUACCCACUGAACUCCCCCUACAUUGGCAGCUCGCCCGCGCUGUGCCACCUGCUGCAGGAGAAGAUGCCCUUCUGCUGCCUCCGUCUGGACAAGGCCUGUCCUCACAUCCCGUUCGAGGACGCUCGUUCCUAUGGGUUCAAGAACAAGCUGAUUAUCGUGUCGGCCGAGAGCGCGGGCAACGGGCUCUACAACUUCAUCGUCCCCCUGCGGGCCUACUACCGGCCCAGGAAGGAGCUCAACCCCAUCGUGCUUCUGCUCGAGAGCAUACCGGAGGCAGACUUUUUAGAAGCUAUUUGCUGGUUCCCUAUGGUGUUCUACACGGUGGGCUCCAUAGACAACUUAGACAGCCUGCUACGUUGUGGAGUCACGUUCGCAGACACUAUGGUGGUGGUAGAUAAGGAGAGCUCGAUGAUAGCGGAGGAGGACUACAUGGCAGACGCUAAGACCAUCGUCAAUGUUCAGACACUCUUCAGACUGUUCCCAGCUCUCAGCAUCAUAACAGAGCUCACCCACCCCGCCAACAUGCGCUUCAUGCAGUUCAAAGUCAAAGACCACUAUUCACUGGCCCUCUCCAAACUGGAGAAGAAGGAGAGAGAGAAAGGCUCCAACCUAGUGUUCAUGUUCCGACUGCCGUUCGCUGCGGGGAAAGUCUUUAGCGUUAGCAUGCUGGACACCUUACUUUAUCAGUCCUUUGUGAAAGACUACAUGAUCUCCAUCGCCAGACUGCUGCUUGGCCUUGACUCCAUGCCUGGCUCUGGCUUUUUAUGUGUUAUGAAGAUCACGGAGGAGGACCUGUGGAUCCGCACGUACGGCCGCCUCUACCAGAAGCUGUGCUCGUCCACAGGAGACAUCCCCAUCGGCAUCUACCGCACGGAGGCUCAGAAACUGCCUGUCUCCGAGUCGCAGGUGUCCAUCACGGUGGAGGACUACGAGGACACGCGGGAGCCGCGCGAGCCGCUGCUGUGCCGCACGGGCCCGCACCGCAACUCCACCUCCUCGGAGCCGCCGUCGUCCUCCUCGCACGGGCACGCGCACGCCUCCGAGCACCCGCUGCUGCGCCGCAAGAGCAUGCAGUGGGCGCGGCGGCUCAGCCGCAAGGGCGGGCGCGGCUCGGGCAGCGGCGCCAAGGGCCCGGGCAGCACGGCCGAGCGCAUCAGCCAGCAGCGGCUCACGCUCUUCCGGCGCUCCGAGCGCCAGGAGCUCAACGCGCUGGUGCGCACCCGCAUGAAGCACCUGGGCCUCUCGCCGUCCGGAUUCAAUGGGAUGACUGACCAGUGCAACAGACUCUCCUACAUCCUCAUCAACCCGUCGCCGGACACUAGACUGGAGCUACACGACGUUGUGUACCUGAUCCGGCCCGACCCGCUCUCCGCCGUCCCCAACCAGGGGAGCGGCCGCAAGCCCGGCGCCGGCAGGACCGAGGGACACCGCUUUGAGUCGCAGGACAGCACACACCUGUGAACGAGGACAGACAGGGCCAGCGACCAGCACGUCAAGCAGUCAGGGCGAAGGAGAGAGACACUGGGGAGGGAGAGAGUGAGAAAGAGAGAGAGAGAGAGAGAGAGAGAAACACAACAGGAAUGACAGGAUUGACAAGAAGGCCCAUGUUCCUUCUAUUUUUUCCUCCGUUUGUCAACCGCAGUGCAUGGACUUCUUUUUGGAAGCUUUUUUUUUUUUUUUUUCCCUAACUCGCUCUGUUAAAAAUCCAUCAUUGUAUUUCCCCAGACUGGGGAUCCUGGAGACACAUAAGUGCAUUUAAAAAGAAGUGGAAAACAAAACAAACAAACCAACAAACAGUUGUAUCAGUGUUUUUUUUCUGUGCAUGUGAAUGUACACCCCAGAGCCAGCACUGUCUGACUUGCACUGCCAAAGGAACACGCUGCCAAAAUGUUUUUAUCGUGUGAGAGGAAGCGUCCCACACCCCGAAACCUCCCGACUGUUUUAUCUCGGUGUUCAGUUUUCGUGCGCUCCGUCUCUUGCAAACCGGAGAGACGAUCGGCCAGUAGUGUUCUUCUCCUGUCGCUUGAGCCUGUACACUCUUUCAAUGUGCCGUCUGUGUUUUUGAAUACGUCCUGGAGGGUGUUGCUUGGCGAAGCUUCCGAACAACAGGCAUCUCGUACUUACCACCAGCGUGAGAGAGACACAGGAACACGUCUGCUAGAUUAAUUGUCCAGGGGGUGGAGGGGGGGGGUGGAAGUAAUUGUCUGCCUUCCACCAUUUUAGCAUCUCAUCUAUCUAUUGCUGUCAAAGGAGAGUCUUGGAUCAUGUUUAUUUAAUUGCUUCGUUGUUUAUGCCUCUCUUCAAAGCCAACCUUCAAUCAGGUUUUGAUGUUUAUGUGGUUAAAUGUGCCCAGAGGGGGAAAAACAAGACUUUCUAUGAAAACAGGCUAUUUUAACUGCCGUAUCAGUGAAUGUCUCUUUCUAUUGGUUGGUUUGUUUGUUUAUUUGUGUAUUGUUUACAGAAGCGGGGACGCUUUCGUCGUGGCCAAGGUCGCUCCAUUCCUCUGUUGUCUUCUCUGUCCGACUUGAGUCUUGAUUGAGCCCUCUCUUCAAAUCAAAUGGUAGAUGUCGGCCUGCAUGUUUGAGGCUUGUGGACCAGAGUUGUAAAAGUCCGGCUUCAGGAAGUAAAAGUCCUGCCGCAUAUUUGUUCCAACCAUUCACUAAACCGGCAGAUUCUAAUUAGCACAACUCCUCAGCCAGGUAUAUUAUCUAAUUAGUGGAAUUGUCUGUUUUAUGUGCACAGGUAGAACCAAUACAUGGUAGGGCUUUUACUUUCUGAACCCAGAAUCUUACAACUCUGUUGUGGACCCCGCGGCCCUGCAGGAGCUGUGAGCCAGUGAGCUGUGCGCCGUGUGGUCACUGAGGUCAGGAGAGGACAUCCGUCCAGUCCCCCCCACAGCCAAAUGUAUGUGUACCAGUUCUUGCACUACUGCCUUUCAUUUAGUGCCAUUGAAAUCAAUGAUGAAAUAUUUGCAUAAUA